GACCGAAGGGUGUCGCUGUGGUGCUGUAUGUGUAGUUUCAGCACCGCUCCCUGCCUUCAGUUUCAUUCCAAUGAGAAAAGACUUUCAGCUUUCCAUGUUUCAGUGCGUCUGUUUGUCAUCCACGUGUUGCGCUGCGCGUGCGGCGUCCUGGCUGUCGGUUCGGGUGUCGAUGAUAAACGCACAGAUCUGACCCAGAGGAGCGAUCGGAACCACCGCAUCGGACUUUCCCAUGUUUGACACACGUUGAACGAGAGCACUUUGUGUCGAAGUAUUUCCAAGGCAGGCGGACUUAAGCAGGUGACGGGGUGCCAUGCCAGCUGCUGCUCCCCUGUUGCUGCUCCUCGCCAUCUUGUGGUGGCCUCUGGUAUUGCCCCUGGCCCACGGUCAACUUCAGGACCCCCCGACGUUCACCCCCUUCAAUGGCUCCCGUCUCAAUCACCUUCUACUCGACCACCGCUCGGGUCACAUCUACGUGGGGGCGGUCAACGUGCUUUAUCACUUGUCGGCAGACUUGCAGCUGCUCUCCUGGGGCAAAACAGGACCCAAACUGGACAGCCCUGAUUGUCUCCCCCCCAUCGACCCCGUCGAUUGCACCCAAGCAGAAACCACGGACAACACCAACAAACUUCUACUGCUAGAGCAGGUUGAAGGAGGGCAGCCGCUGAGCCUCAUGGUGUGCGGGACGGUCCUGCAGGGGAUCUGCGAGAAGCGGAGCCUCGAGAACGUCUCUCAGAUCCUGUACCAGACCGACAACCCCGUGGACACUCAGUAUGUGGCUGCGAAUGACCCUCGCGUGUCCACGGUGGGCGUGGUGGUGCAGCAGAAAGGUGUCCUGCUUAUGCUCGUUGGCCGGGGAUACACCAGCAAAGGACCCGGCGGCAUUCCUCCAAUCACAAUGAGACGUUUAGCCCCAGUCCCCCAUCACUCGGCGCCAGCGUUCUCUCACGAAGAACUCGGUAAGCUGGUCGUCGGUAGCUACUCGGAGUACAACAAUCACUUCGUGAAAUCAUUCCACCACAACAAUUAUGUCUACUUCGUUUUUUUUCGCCGUGACGUGUGGGGCAAACGAGAGUACAAGACGUACGUUUCAAGACUUUGUGCAGGUGACCCCAAUUUCUACUCUUAUGUCGAGGUGCCGCUUGCUUGCGGCGGAGGAUACAAUCUGGCACAGGCGGCCACGGUUGGCACGCACCGUGAAAAUCCCUCCCUGUUUGUGGCUAUGGCCAUGGGGCAAGCAUCCACACCAACGCCCAAAGAGAGUUCGGCUCUUUGUGUCUACAAGGUGGAAGAACUGGAUAAAGCCCUGCACGAUGCCCAGCUCUUGUGUUACACACAGGAGGGCAAGGAUUCCAAUAACAAGGAGAAGGCUUACAUCGAGUAUGAAGUGUCCUCUAGCUGUCUGAAACUCCCGCAGAAUUCUGUGAAUGAGUACCCCUGUGGUGGAGAACACACGCCCAGCCCCAUCGCCAGCGCCAUUGCUCUCGAGACCGCGCCUGCUUUCUCCUGGACCCCACCCAUCACUGCUGUCACCACGGCGACUGAGGUCGGCCACACCAUCGUGUUGUUAGGAGACAAAAGUGGACGGCUGCACAAGGUGUUCCUCCAUGCAAACGGUACCGGGACCAAAUACGCCACUGUGGAGGUGGAUACCGAGAGCGCCAUUAACGCUGACCUACUCUUGGACUCCACCAAACAGAACGUCUACGUGCUGACUGACAAAAAGGUUACAAAGCUCCAUGUUGCGCAGUGCGAGAAGCAUUUGGACUGCCACACCUGUCUGUCGAACAGAGAUCCCUACUGCGGCUGGUGUUUGCUGGAGGGCAGGUGCACACGGAAGAUGGACUGUUCGCGACACGCUCAACCACACCACUGGAUCUGGAGCUACGGCCACGAGCGUCAGUGUGUGUCCAUAGAGAACAUCACACCUGCCAUCCAAAGCAGAGAAGAGCAAACAGAGGUCUCUUUCACAGUCCUUCAGUUGCCGGUCCUGUCAAAAGAUGAGUCUCUAUCUUGCGCUUUUGGGAGUUUGGCUGCUCAGCCUGCGGUUGUCAUGGAGAACAGAAUCACAUGUCAAUCACCGGCGCCCGAGCAGCUCCCCCCCAGCCUGCCAGGCAACGAUCACGUCUCUGUCCAGAUGGCACUGAAGUUCGGAGACGUGACUUUCUCGCACACAAACAUCACCUUUUAUGACUGCAAAGCGGUCGGACGGCUCAAUGUUACUUCACCGUGUAUGGCGUGUGUUAGCAGCGUGUGGCCGUGUCACUGGUGUGUAAAGGAUGAACUCUGCGCUCAUGAGAAGAGCUGCCCCAGCCAGCAUAUCAUCUAUAACAGCAGGGAGGAGUUAAAGCCCCGUGGAUCUGACUCUUGCCCCUGCGUGUGGGCCCUGCAGAGCUCACCUCUGGUUCCUGUCGGCUUUGACACCGAGCUCUCUCUGCAGGGCAAAAACCUGGACAUAUUCGAGGAUGAGGAAGAUUACAAGUGCGUGCUGGUCAUCGAAGGCCAGGAGCUGCGGUUACCGGCCACGCUGGACCGCAGCGAAGAGACGGGGGCGCAUGUGUUCAAGUGCGCUGCUCAUCAGUUUCAGUUCUCAGGGAAGCAGUUUGAAUAUUCUGCCCUUGUAUAUCUGCAAUGGGGCACGCAACGUAUAGAUUCAGCGCCACAUCUUCGCCUGCAGCUGUACAACUGCGCAGUGGGGCAGUCCGACUGCAGUCAGUGUCACGCGGUUGCAGACAGUUACGGGUGUGUGUGGUGUGCUGAUGAAGCACCUGGUUGUGUGUACAACCAAUCGUGUGCCAGUGGAACGGUGGACACCUGUCCUCCCCCUCUUAUUACACAGGUCGAACCGCUGACCGGGCCACUGGAGGGCGGCAUUCUGCUGACGAUCCAGGGUUCGAAUCUCGGCCAGAGCUUCCAGGACAUCCAGGCCGGAGUGACGGUGGCAGGGGUCCCAUGCAGGCCUCUCCUCGAGGCUUACCGCAUUUCCACAAGCAUCGUGUGUGAGCUGCUGGCGAGCCCAAACGUGUCCGCUGGACCGGUCGUCAUCACAGUGAGAGGCUCAGAAAGGGGAGAAUCCCAGCAGACGUUCUCAUAUCAGGACCCACGGCUGAGCAGGAUUGUGCCUGACAGGGGACCUUUAGCGGGAGGCACGAUACUCACCAUUCAUGGGUCUCAACUGCUGACGGGACAGAGAACGGAACAAAGAAGCGAUGAAAUCACAGGCCUCCAAGCUUUCGUGGGCUCACAGCCCUGUCGCAUAGAUGGAGUGAGUGACACUUGGCUGAUCUGUCGAACCAGUCACUCAAACCAAACUGGAAAAGUGCCAGUCAAGGUGAUAUUUGGAAAGGCAGAGAGGAUUGUGGGCAGUGUCCUUUUCGGUUAUAUGGAAGACCCGGUUAUUACUGAUGCGACCCCUACGGAGAGUUUCUACGGGGGGGGACGUGCUGUAUGUGUGACUGGACAAAACCUGAACGUCGUCCAGCAGCCGAAGAUGUCGGUCUCUUUUGAGCCGAGACACGCUUCUGAAGUCAGAAAACGCAGAUAUAGUCACGUCUCCGUCAGGAGUCCCCUGAUAACGAGACAGGAGCUGUGCACCAAUGUUACCUCGGAGCGGAUGAUUUGCAGGACCCCCUCCGUGCCGCCGGACUCGCGGAUCACGCGAGUGUGGUUUGAGAUGGACAACGUGCACAUCGACUUCAAAACCAUCAAGAACAAAGAAUUCGUAUACCACCCAAACCCAGAGUUAUUCCAGCUGAACAGCGAGGCUCCGGGAACAGCCAUUCGCUUCAAACCCGGCGGAGUCCUGGCAGUGGAGGGGAAGGGUUUGACACUCGCCAUGAGCAGAGAAGAAGUCCGGGCUCGGCUGGGGAUUGAAGAGUGUGACGUAAAGACGUUGGAUAACACCCAUCUGUACUGCGAACCGCCCGAGGUGCAGCCGCUUGCUCUGGAUGAUGACGACCAACCCAGACUCAAAGUUUUAAUGGGGAAAAUAGAGUUCGAUUUGGGCCCAGUUGAAUACGACAACGAUUUGCACUCUCCGGUGCCUCUGGCCGCUCAGAUCGGACUGGCAGCGGGGGCAGCGGUGGUCGUCCUCAUCGUGUUGGUCAUUAUUCUCAUGUACAGGAGGAAGAGUAAGCAGGCUUUGAGAGACUAUAAAAAGGUUCUCGUGCAGCUGGAGACUCUGGAAAUAAAUGUCGGCGAUCAAUGCAGAAAAGAGUUCACUGAUCUAAUGACCGAGAUGAUGGAUCUGAGCAGUGACGUCGGCGGUCCAGGCAUCCCAUUUCUGGAUUACCGUACAUACGCAGAGCGCGUUUUCUUCCCCGGCCAGAAGGGGGCGCCACUGAGUAAGAAUCUGGACCUGCCCGACUCUCGCAGACAGACCGUACAACAGGGACUGGGCCAGCUGAAUAACCUGCUCAACAACAGACUCUUCCUCAUACGGUUCAUUCACACGCUGGAAGCGCAGCAGAGUUUCUCCCAGAGGGACAGAGGUUACGUGGCAUCUCUUCUCACGAUGGCUCUCCAUGAUAAGUUGGAAUACUUCACGGAUGUCAUGAAGACUCUGCUGGGAGAUCUGGUGCAGCAAUACGUGGCCAAGAAUCCAAAACUGAUGCUGCGCAGGACUGAGACGGUCGUGGAGAAGAUGCUCACCAACUGGAUGUCCAUCUGCCUGUACUCUUUUCUCAAGGAGGUUGCCGGCGAGCCUCUCUACAAGUUAUACAGAGCUAUUAAAUACCAGGUGGAUAAAGGACCCGUGGAUGCAGUGACGGGCAAAGCCAAGCGCACGCUCAACGACAGCCAUCUGUUCAGAGAGGAUAUAGACUACUGCUCACUGACUCUGACAGUGCUGGUGAAGAGUGGUGUGGAGGUCCAGCCCUGCCCUGUGAAAGUACUGGACACUGACACCAUCACGCAGGUUAAAGAUAAAAUCUUGGACCAGAUUUACAAAGGCGUUCCAUACUCCCAGAGACCAGCUGCUGACUCGUUGGAUCUCGAGUGGCGGUCAGGUCAGGCGGGUCACCUGACUCUUUCUGAUGACGAUGUCACAGCCAUCGUUCAGGGUCGCUGGAAACGAAUCAACACUUUACAGCACUACAAGGUGCCCGACGAGGCCACGGUGGCUCUCAUCCCUCGUUCCCAGAGUUCUCUUGGAGUGAAGCAGGUCUAUCAGACAGGAGAGAAAACGCCUAUGCUGGAGGGCGAGGAAGAGGAGGGUCUUCGACUGUGGCAUCUAGUGAAGCCGAGCGAAGACCCCGAGAUCCCCAAACACAGGAAGAGCAGCAUGAGAGAGAGAGAGCGGGCAAAAGCCAUCCCUGAGAUCUACCUGACACGACUGCUUUCAAUGAAGGGCACCUUGCAGAAGUUUGUGGAUGACGUGUUCGUAGCCAUACUGAGCACCAAACGGCCUCCACCGAUUGCCGUCAGAUUCUUCUUUGACUUUCUGGACGACAUGGCAGAGAAACACGGUAUUGACGACCCAGAGACGGUGCACAUCUGGAAGACAAACAGUUUACCUCUGCGUUUCUGGGUGAACAUCUUGAAGAAUCCUCAGUUCGUCUUUGACGUGCAGGUGACAGAUAGCGUCGACGCUGUCCUCUCCGUUAUCGCGCAGACCUUCAUUGAUUCCUGCACUACAUCUGAGCACAAAGUGGGCCGGGAUUCGCCUGUAAAUAAGUUGUUGUACGCCAGAGAAAUUCCACGAUACAAGCAGCUGGUGGAGAGGUACUACGGUGAUAUUCACAACGCUGUGUCCGGUUGUUACCAAGAAAUGAACUCCACUCUCACAGAGCUGUCAGGGAGCUUCGCGUCAGAGAUGAACAGUUUGGUGGCUUUGCAUGAGCUGUACAAGUAUAUCAACAAAUAUUACGAUCAGAUCAUCAUGUCUCUGGAAGAAGAUGCAGCGGGUCAAAAGAUGCAGUUGGCGUAUCGGCUCCAGCAGGUCGCCGCACUGGUGGAGAACAAAGUCACUGACCUUUAGGCCUUGACCUCUAGGCUCAUGAAUAAUCACAUCUGAGAAUCCGAUCAAUGCUUUUUCUUAAGUAUUGACUGAUCAGUCAACUGCAAACUCCUCCCUGUGUGCUUCCACAACCUUUCACAUUCUGCAAAUUCUUCAAAAGGGAACAGGAAGUGAUGUAAAUGUCACUUCCUUUUAAUUAAACUAUCAGAGAUGGAACGUUUUUUUAGACUGGGGCUUUGGACUGCCGGAAGUAGUAUCGACUGAAUGAAAGUGUGUGUGUGCGCUUGUUUGUUAACGUGGUGUUUUAUCGGCUGAAAGGAGCUGCCGAAUAUGUGAAGUUUACUUGAUUCAAACUUUCUGACCCCAAGUCUAUUUUCAUGAUGCUACCGAGCUCUCACAUACGUUGUGACUAGCUGAGACAUUUUCUACCGUUCUUCUGUUCAAGCGAUCAAAUCCACGGUAUUGAUUUCACAGACUGCCACAUGAAGACCUCCGUUCAAGCAUUACAAUCAUGUCGGCCUCUGUUUACUGGUUUUUCUGUGUAAAGUAUUUUGUUUCGGAAAUGUUCAUCUUAAUCCGUGUUCUUUCAUUUUCAAAUCUCAAGACUCAAAACUGUCCAUGGCCGUGUGGUAUUGACCUUCUAUAACUAACGUUUUCACAUUAGUAUUGCAGAUCAAAGUACUAUAUACAAAGUAUUAUAUCUGCAACUUUUACAUGGAGCAUUGUAGAGUUGUAAUGUCUUCGUGCGCAAGUGCCACGAGUUAAAAGAGCACAAAAGUUGUCUUGCACGCCGUUGUGUAGCUUUAUGUGUGCAUGCAAAAAAAUGACUGAUCACAAUUUUUGGUUUUCGGCUGUUGUUGGAAUCUCAAAUGUUUAGAUUUUCACACACGGAGAUGAAAAUGCUUAAAUAGUGUGACCUUUGGGACUGAAAUUCUGGUUUGUAGCACUAUAUUUAUUCUCACGUCAGGGUGCCUGCAUCUAUACGGUUUCCCAAAUGGGUAAAUCUGAUAGACGUGCCCAGGUCCCAUUUCACAGAAGAAAUCGUCUUUUGAAUUAAGAAAAGGGCAUAUUAAGAACCAUUUUUUACUGAAAUGAGAAUGGAACGCAAUGCAAAAAAUCCGUAGUAAUACUCAAGAUAAGCCUAAUUAUAUCCUAGAUAUAUUUUUCAUUUCUCUUGAUUUUGAAAUAUGACAGAGACAUGUUCUUGACAGGGUUUGUGAGAUUCUUGUAACGUCUGCUCGGUAUUCAAUAGCACAAGAGAGAAGAGCGCGGCUGUAAGACACAAUGCCACGCAUUAUGUGACUUAAAUUAAAUUCAGACGCGCAGCUGGGAUGUGCAGCAAAUAUUGAAAGGAAACUGGGACAGUUUGUAUCGUUGGCUUUUAGGUUGAAAAGCGAAGAGAUCUUAAUUGCGUUUCGCCCCGUUUCAGUGAUUUGAAAAGCAGACUUUGGAUUGAGAGAUGUGUAAAUCGUACACUGAAUAGAUACUAACUUAUUAUAUUGUAAAUAUUGCUUAUUUAUACACCAAUGCCAAAUGUGCCUUCUUUGUUACGUUUUAUAAAGUCUGCCAAUUCAAGUGCACAUGCUUGACGUUACUUGCCAAAUGGAGAAGUUGAUGAACUUGCGGGCACAGCUGUUGCCUGUAGAUUUGUGGAGAUCAGGGUCAAAUCUGGAGAUGAAUAGUGCCGUGUCGUUGGGCGACAGCAUGUGUGUCUCAGGAUCACAGGGCUCAGAUUCAGGACAAAGCGCUCUUAUGUAGCCGGAUUCAUUUUUACUUCACCACACUGAUCUGUUCUCACCUUGACGUGUCAAAGGUGAUGAUGUAAAUUGUAAUUAUUUUAGCAUUUUGACAUUAAACUGUGUUUUGUGAACCUUUUCUGCUUGUUAAAUUUGCUCACAAACUGUGUUUGCCCGAAGCACUUUGUGUUUACAUGUUGGCUGACCCAUAAUGUUUUUUAUCGCUUGAUUGAAUUGAGAGAUAUAUUUCAACACCAGUCUCUUUAUGUAUAGAAAUGGGGGGAUGUUUUUUCUCAUUUAUCUUUAAAAGGGUCUCUGCUAAACCCCUGAUUGUUACUUUAUAUGGUUUAGAUGCUAUCCGGACAUCUAUAUCAAAUGUAUUUCUCUGAUCCUGCAUUUAUUUAUGGGAUUCUGAGCUUAUUAAGCUUCAUCAUACUAAUGUAUGCACGGGGUUGUGUUUUUAAAACGGUAAACAAUAACUAAGCGUAUUCAUUUGCUUAUCCUAUGUGUGUUUAUUGGGCUGUUGAAUGUGUUUGGCCUCUUGAUGUGUUUUGUUGAGGAUUAUGGACCGAUGCAUGCUUGAGAUUUGAUUGGAUUUUUUGAUUGGUGUGGUUUACGGAAGGUUUGCUCCACAGACUGCAUUAUGAGUGCAUGAGUCUCAUAAACACAAGUGUAGCCCUCCGUGUCUGUCUGCGAAUGGCGCACGCGCGGCGUGUGUGUGCGUGCGUGCGUGCGUGAGCGUUUGUAAGUAUUAGUUCUGCUUUUGUAGAUGAUGGUGAGGUUUUUGGUAAAUCUCCUGUUGUUACACUCAUUUCUCUGAGAGAAAGCAGAGAGACUGCUUAACCCAGCGAAACGACGUUUUUUUUGUACAGACUACAACAAUUUACUGUUUGACCUGUCAUGUGAAGUACUGCUUUUUAUCUUUGCAGAUAUACAAUUAAGCCCAUUGUGUGAAGGAUCGUGGGUGUGAAUAAAGCACCGGGUUUUACACAACUUUUUAUACAGGGGUAAAAAAAUACUGUAUAUGAUAAUUUUCUAAUGAAGUUGGGCUUAAAAGAGAACUUAGACCCAAGACUUACUCUUUUGUAUUUGUAUUGUGUAUAGUUUGCUAACAAUUGUGUAUAUGUGAUUGUACAUAUUGUCAAGAGAACAUGUUCUUUUUCUUUCUUUUUUUUCAACUUGGAUAGAUUUGCUCUCUACAUUGAGGAGAAAUUGGGAGCCAAUUUGAAACGUUAAAAUGAGUGAAAUGGAAAUUUGUAUCUGGAAAAAAUAAAGCUAUAAUUUUAACAAUGAAGACAAUUGUGUUUUAAUUUUGUGCCUUUGUUGACAGUGCACCCACAUUUUUGCUUUCCAAAAAAAGAAUAGACGCUUGUGUUGUUUAGCAAGUGAACUUGCGAG
This is a messenger RNA of Triplophysa rosa, 9087 nucleotides long. It is a transcript of the gene plxnb3, whose product is annotated as plexin B3. Gene Ontology annotation, molecular function: protein binding; semaphorin receptor activity. Gene Ontology annotation, cellular component: semaphorin receptor complex. The record is from RefSeq and is a predicted model, not a curated record. NCBI's taxonomy places the organism in Eukaryota, Metazoa, Chordata, Actinopteri, Cypriniformes, Nemacheilidae. The transcript has 35 exons. Bases 311 to 5974 code for a protein of 1887 amino acids. Gene Ontology annotation, biological process: regulation of GTPase activity; regulation of cell shape; negative regulation of cell migration.